Asparagus officinalis (garden asparagus) is the source of this 1855-nucleotide messenger RNA. Its product is annotated as E3 ubiquitin-protein ligase At1g63170-like. The transcript has 5 exons. NCBI's taxonomy places the organism in Eukaryota, Viridiplantae, Streptophyta, Magnoliopsida, Asparagales, Asparagaceae. Bases 357 to 1676 code for a protein of 439 amino acids. The record is from RefSeq and is a predicted model, not a curated record.
UCGGCUCCUUUGGAGAUCGAAAGCUAUUAAUUUCAAUAACAAAAAUUGUAAAAAAAAAAAAAAAGUUUGCGGAAAAUUUAUGGGGAUCACCCGAAGCCUCCCCUCCAAUAGCGAUUUCGGUUGAAGUUAGUAUAACAUAUCUCUAAUUAUAAUAGGAGGAGAGGAAAAGAGUAUCUUAAGUUUGUCAAUCACUUUCGUUCACCAUAAGAGUGUUAUACUUUUGCAUAAGAGGGGAUUGUUAUGUAACCUGGUGUCAUAUAAAGCUGCUCUUAAGCUGUCUGAAUGACGGCUUGAUAAGAUUAGGGAAGUGGACACUUGGUUUUCUUCUCCAUGCUCUGUCCUGUUGGCAGAUUUUGAUGGCUGUUGUUCCCUCAUCGGAAACUCAAAGUGAAGGUCAAACUGAUAGGCACCCUUUGUUGAUGGAGCGAUCAGGCAAUGGUAACACCAAUGAACAUAUAAUUGAUAUAAGAAGGGGAGGUCUCGCUUCUGUGUCAUUGUCACAUGGAGUUGGUCACAAUGGUUCAGAUGAAUUACAUUAUGAAGGUGGAUCCUUGACGACUUCACAAGUCCCUGUUGUGCAGUCUUCUCCAGUGUCGCCAACAGCUAAUUCUAGAAGUGUUUCCUUUGGAAGGAGAGCUGAUAAUUAUGCCCGUCGUCAUAGAAGCCCUUUGAAUUCGGGUUUGUGGAUUUCAAUUGAGCUUGUUGUCAAUAUGAGUCAAAUUAUAGCAGCUAUUGUCGUACUCUCAUUGUCCAGGCAUGAGAAUCCGCAAGCCCCAUUAUUCGCAUGGAUCAUUGGGUAUACAAUUGGCUGUUUUGCCACUCUUCCACACCUUUAUUGGCGCUAUAUUCAUCGCAAUAAUCAGGGACCGGACCAAGAUUCUCCACAUUUGCGUCAGAGUUCUUCGCAUAACAAUCCUCCUGAGUCUACACCUUACACAGCCAUUUCAGUGAAUCAAGCCCUGGAAGAAGAGAACAGUCACAAUACAUCAUCGGCUUCACAGUUUGGACGGAAUUUAGUAAGUCCAAGGCUCAAUGCUUUUGUUGAUCACUUCAAAAUGGCUCUGGACUGCUUUUUUGCCGUGUGGUUUGUUGUUGGAAAUGUCUGGGUAUUUGGUGGGCACUCUGCUUCUGAUGCUCCCAACUUGUACAGGUUAUGUAUAGUUUUCCUCACAUUUAGCUGUAUUGGUUAUGCCAUGCCAUUUAUUUUGUGCGCAAUGAUAUGCUGCUGCUUGCCCUGUAUAAUUUCCAUCAUGGGCUUUAGAGAGGAUCUUGGCCAGAACAGAGGAGCGACCUCUGAAGUAAUCGCCUUGUUGCCAACUUAUAAGUACAAGUCGAGGAGAAGUGAAAAUGCAGAAGAGAGUGACGAUAACUUGGAGAGCCAGGCUGAGGGUGGAAUCUUGGCUGCUGGUACUGACAAGGAGCGGACUAUCUCAGCUGAAGAUGCUGUUUGUUGCAUUUGUCUGGCCAAAUAUGUUGAUGGUGACGAUCUCCGUGAACUUCCAUGUACUCACUUCUUCCAUAUGGAAUGUGUGGAUAAGUGGCUCAAGAUAAAUGCACUGUGCCCUCUUUGCAAGUCCGAGGUUGGAAUUGCAAGUUCAACAUCAAGCACUAACUCAGAUCGACGCCACAGUGAUAGGAGAGUUGCAAGUGGAUCAGAUAUCCAACAAGUUCAAUAGCGGUAGGCGUUAAAGAAUCUCAGUUGAGGAACAUCUGGUGAAAUUGUUUUCUUACACGAUCCCCUCAAAUUGUGUAUCUAUGUAAAGUGUAGUUGGAGAUUGGAUUAGGGUUUCGCCCUUUUUUUGCCAUUUUCUGCUUUACUUCACCCCCCCACCCCCAACCCCCACCCUCUUUUUUU